UUCACAAUUUUCAAAACCCACUGACAAAUCGUGUGGGUUUCUCAAUUUUUUUCUUUCUUAAGAUACAAUUCAAUUCAUUACCUCUCUAUAUAAAUGGAUGGUUGCACCAUCCACACAAGCCUUUCCUUAAGAAGCACUAUAUUCUCUUCCUCUCAAUCUUGAAUUUCCUCUUAAUUAACAUGGCCUUGCUGCUGAGAUGGCUUGUUCACUCAGCCUGUCAUGUUUUAGGCUACCGGCCAGAAGAGGGUAAUAACAAGCAUGACCAUGUUGUGGGGCUCCAAGCUGUGACAAAUAAGGUCUUUAUGGAAGAAAAGGAGACUUCUUCAGGUUCAGGGUUCCAAAUGCCUCUUCAUUAUCCAAGGUACACCAAGGUUGAUUAUGAGGAGAUGGAGGAGUGGAAGUUGGAUUUGCUUCUGAGUCAAUAUGGGCUUUGUUUCAAUGGAACCCUUGAAGAGAAAAGGGCCUUCGCAAUGGGUGCAUUCUUAUGGGCCUGACCCAGUGUUCAAUUAAGAUGAUGAUGAGCUUAAUUGGAGGCCCAUAUAUCAUACGAUGCAUCGAGGUUUACACUAUUUGUCACUUCCUAAUUAUUAUUAUUUUUUUCUUCUGGUUUAGUUAAGCUUGGGGGAGAGGGAAGGGUUGGACUUAAGAGUUGUAACAAUGGCAAACAAAUCUGGAAUAGCUAGCGUUUGAUAUAGUUGAUUAAAUUAUUAUCAAUUGUGUUUAAGUGAAGAGAGGGACAAAUAGUGUUUUAUAUAAGUGUAUAAUCAUCAGAUUAAAGAAGUAUAAAUGCCGCCUACAAAGGCCAAAGCUCUUAUCAUUA
Messenger RNA from Tripterygium wilfordii, 820 nucleotides. RefSeq lists its product as uncharacterized. The coding region runs from base 180 to 494 and encodes 104 amino acids. The transcript has a single exon. The record is from RefSeq and is a predicted model, not a curated record. NCBI's taxonomy places the organism in Eukaryota, Viridiplantae, Streptophyta, Magnoliopsida, Celastrales, Celastraceae.